Colletotrichum siamense is the source of this 1614-nucleotide messenger RNA. RefSeq names its product Protein priB (gene priB-2). The record is from RefSeq and is a predicted model, not a curated record. The transcript has 6 exons. Gene Ontology annotation, cellular component: nucleus. NCBI's taxonomy places the organism in Eukaryota, Fungi, Ascomycota, Sordariomycetes, Glomerellales, Glomerellaceae. The coding region runs from base 1 to 1614 and encodes 537 amino acids. Gene Ontology annotation, biological process: regulation of DNA-templated transcription. Gene Ontology annotation, molecular function: DNA-binding transcription factor activity, RNA polymerase II-specific; transcription cis-regulatory region binding.
AUGACUCCUUCGCAAUAUGGGGGAGCUUCACCCAUUCUCGACCCAGAUUUGACCGCACAUUUCAGUCAUGCUGAAACUCCAGACCCCAUUUACAAACGCCUCGAAACAUACUUCACACCUCGGAUUACUUACCCUAAGGACUGGCAGAUCUUAGCAUCCCAGCCGAUAGACAGCACUCUCAAACUAGAAGCCGAUGCCUGCGACCCAAUUACUGCCCGUUUGAUUGACAAGGAGGAUGUGGACCUGUACUGGAGUCUCUUCUUCCAAAUACGCAACUCUUUCGUCGGCCUUCUAGACCCUUUACUCCACACCUCCGAAUACGUCUACUCAAUUUCGUUUACGCUGUUCUCAGUUGUUUGCGCGAUGGGAUGCGGCAUCUCAGGUCGAGCAAGAGACCGGAUUCUAUACCCGACAUUGCUAUCGAUCGCGGAGGCCAACGUAAGAUGGUCCAUAGCCAUGCCCGUCAGAUCAGUGGAGCUGAUUCAAGCCAUCAUCAACUUGAAAUACUGGGCACCUCUUUGCGAAAGACAUGCGGAUGAUCCUUACUGGCUUCAAGUCAGCUAUAUCGCACCAUUGGCAAGAGAGAUAGGCAUCAACUCCCCUGAUGCCGUUGUAAAGCUGGUGAACGCAGCCCAGCCAAACGCGACCAGUGAGUGGAAGGAACGUCUCAUGCGAAACUUUGAGAGAACUUGGAUCUAUGUUUUUCUUGCUGAAAAAUCGUUUGGGAUCACCACUGGCCGUUAUCUCAGUGUUUCGUGGAGCGAGUUGCCCCAAUCCGUACCUGAUUGGUGGCGGAAACCGAUGACAAGUCCCACCGAUCGUAUGAUUUGCGGUAUCAUAGAGAUCAGAGGAAAGCUUUUGACAGCUUUAGGAAAACAUUCGCUCGUAGAUAGAAGCCUUUCAGCCCUGUUGGGCUGGCACUCGGAAGCGUUCGGGAUCCUUGAGACUACUCGGGAUCUCCGAUGUACCCCAGACGGCUCACCUUCGUCACAGUAUCUUCCGAUUCUCGAUUUCUACAUGGGUCAUUCACUGUUGGUGCUCAGCGCAACUGCGUUGAAGGACAUGAGAUCCCUUGACAAAACCGAAGCAUCGACAGAGAUUUCAAUUGUCACUGAACGAACGUUCAAGGUUGCUUUGCGCGCGCUCAAUGUCAUUCUCUACGAUGCAAUUCUGCAUGAGAUGAUUCUCGGAAUCCAGAACAACAUGUAUAUCAUGAUUGCUCACGCCAUUACCGAGAUAAUUCAGGCCAUCAAGCGCGGAUGCAUCGCAUCCUCCGACGCAAUUGAAGCUGCGACCAAAGUUCAGGCGACUUCGAGACGACUGGAGAAGCUAGGCCAACAACUGCCUUCGUCGUCCCCGAUCCAUCUAUAUAAAGGCCUCGCCCGUGUUUUCGCAACAGAUCUGAGGAGGACUAUGAAGUCCAAAGAAAAUGAUUUUGCCCAAGACGGGGAAGAAAACACGGAUGAGCCUCCAGAUUGGCUUAGAGCAUUCGAUGGAGGAUCGUUGGACUCUGCCGCAUGGCUGGACAUGGGCUUUCUGAGCUCUGGGCAACCUCUUUCCGAUCCUACUCAAUUCGCAGGCGCCGAAAGUCUCAAUGGACUGUUAUUUCCCUAG